Molecule: messenger RNA, 1564 nt
Organism: Vanessa tameamea
Lineage: Eukaryota; Metazoa; Arthropoda; Insecta; Lepidoptera; Nymphalidae
Product: mitochondrial glycine transporter-like
Exons: 6
Coding region: 488-1369 (293 amino acids)
Biological process (GO): glycine import into mitochondrion
Cellular component (GO): mitochondrion; mitochondrial inner membrane
Molecular function (GO): glycine transmembrane transporter activity
Source: RefSeq, a predicted model, not a curated record
ACUGUUAAUUCUCAGUCACUCGUUGUCCAGACGUGUAUUCUAUACCACGCUGCUCUGUUCCUCGCGUUUUUGUGAAGUUGCUUGCAAUAUAUCCUUAUUUUUUAUUAAUCCUAAUGGCUAAAUACGUGAAUUACAGUGAUUUUCUAUCUCCUAAUUAGUUUUUGUUGUGUUGCGAAAGACAUUGGACAUUAACUUCACAUAUUUGAAGAUAUAUUCGUUUAAAAUUCAACUUGGCGACAGCAUACAUGCAUCACUAUUUGAACGAGCUCCCACAAAAAAUGACAAUUACUUUGAUGUACCGAGUCAACCCUAUUUACUAUUCAGAUUACUCGGAUACGAUUUAGGCUUGCACCUGAAAUUAUUUCAUCUAAAACAUACGCUGUGCCAUUGGCUAUACAAUUUCGAAUACUAUAAAUACGGUGUGUAUCCGAAGGACAUCACCUGAUAUUUGGUUCCUGAUUGACUAAAAGGCAUUAAUUUUAAGAAAAUGGAUAUCGUGGCUAAUUACCACCCUGUCUUCAAAGCGUUCCUUGCUGGUUCGUUUUCGGGAACUUUCAGCACGAUUCUCUUUCAACCACUGGACCUGGUAAAGACGAGACUUCAAAACCCGAGUCAGCAUGUUGUUGCGGCGACAGUCAACGGCCGAAUCCAACCCGGCAUGAUUACGAUAUUCGUUAACAUCAUACGCCAGGAACACAUAGCCGGUCUAUGGAGAGGCAUGGUGCCGUCCAUAGCUCGUUGCGUGCCCGGCGUUGGCUUGUAUUUCUCAUCGUUACACUGGCUCAAGUCUAAAAUGGGCAAGAGUAGACAGGACUUGGGAGCGUUGGAGGCGAUCACUUUAGGAGUUGUUGCACGGUCAAUGAGUGGAAUUGCUUUGAUACCUAUAACUGUUAUUAAAACUAGAUACGAGUCCGGAGUUUACAAAUACAAUAGUUUGACUGGUGCCUUAAAAGCUAUAUAUAAAGCUGAAGGUUUCCGUGGUUUGUCUUGCGGAUUGGGUCCGACUCUGGCGAGGGACGCGCCGUUCUCGGGACUAUAUCUCAUGUUCUAUACACAGACGAAACAAGCUAUACCUAAAGAAUACCUACAAUCUCCAGCUUCAGCUAGUGUGGUACAUUUCUCUUGCGGUAUAAUUGCGGGUAUAGCUGCUUCGCUCGCUACUAAUCCGGCGGACGUCUUGAAAACUAAAAUGCAACUGUAUCCGGACAAAUUUCCGAACGCAUUCAGCGCGGCGAUGUAUGUUCAUCAGACUUACGGAGUCCGAGGUUACUUCAAAGGUGCAGUUCCGAGAAUGUUACGAAGAACUUUAAUGGCGGCGAUGGCUUGGACAGUGUUCGAAGAAAUAACUCGAUCUAUUGGCUUGAAAUAAGUUAUUUCGUUUUUAAACUACUCUCUUUGUGUUUCUUGUUCCUUGUUUAUGGUAUCUGUUAUCUACGUUUUGUAGAAAUAAUUUAUAGUUUUCUAUAGUAUAAGAUAUUAUGUAUUGAAUUAAAUACUACAUAGUUGUAAGCGAAUAGGUCGAGUUAGGUGUAAUGUUCAAAUGUUUUAUUUAGUAUAAAGACAA